UUUUACGCCUCCCAAUGACGUCAGCGGAAGAACUGUGAGUGUGUGUGCGUUAGGUCACAUUGGUUGAAUUUUGUAAUGUUUUGAGGAGUACAUCGUUAUGGAGUCAGCUAACGCAGAUGAGCUUCACCUGAGGCACGUGGAAAAAGAUGUCCUGAUCCCCAAGAUGAUGAGGGAGAAAGCUAGGGAGCGCUGUGCUGAGAAAGUUGAAGCCUUCACCCACUGUUGUAAAGAAUCGGGUUUCCUCAUGGUGCUGAACUGCAGACAGGAGAAUUCGGCACUGAAGGAAUGUCUGACGUUACACUACAAGGACCCUGGCUUCUUCGAGGAAUGUAAGCAGGAGUACAUCAAACAGAAAACGGAGUUCGAAAGAACAGGGAUCCCGUUAAAGAAAAGAAACCAGAAACUCCCAACUAGCAUGUAAUAAGAAACAUGACACCCAAACAGCUUCCCCCAUCAGACUGGGUUGAUGAAGCCACAUACCUGUUUAACUUAAAUCUGCUGCAUAUGUAACUAAAACAGGUGUGUUAUGUAAAUCAUGUUUGUUAAUUUCUGUAUAUUUGCAUAAUGUUUUUCAUCAGAUACCCAUAAACGUUGCAAUAUAAUUA
Molecule: messenger RNA, 605 nt
Organism: Solea solea (common sole)
Lineage: Eukaryota; Metazoa; Chordata; Actinopteri; Pleuronectiformes; Soleidae
Gene: cmc1
Product: C-x(9)-C motif containing 1
Exons: 4
Coding region: 98-421 (107 amino acids)
Cellular component (GO): mitochondrion
Source: RefSeq, a predicted model, not a curated record